AAACACCUAUGGAUUGUUUUUAAUGUGCAGCAGGUGGCAGCAUACAGCACCGUGAUCGGAAAAGCGCGUCAAAUUUUAAGCAACGAAGAAGAGCUUCCGGAACUCAGCCUCCAUUUCACUCCAUACAUCGCCUUAUUCCAUAGAUGAGUUAAGUGCGCUAUGUAGGGAAUAAGGUAAUAGCGUAUACUCCUUAUAUAGUGCACUUUACAUCCUGUAGACAACCAUUUGGAAUUGAAUCCGUGUUUAAGCUAUACUGCAGUACUGUCUCUAUUCGUUUGUUAUAUUUAUUUAGAGAGAGAGAGAGAGAGAGAGAGAGACAAUUAUAUAGUUAAGAUCCUCUAGAAACAGUAGAAAUCUCUUGAUAAUAACAUGCAUAUGUCAUCUGAUGAAGCCGAAGACUGGUUUAUGCAGUCAUUAACCCUCUACAAAGACCUGCAUGUAUUUCAGCUCGAGCAUCCAACCAAAACCAUUGAGUGGACUGAUGAAAAAAGUAUUUGUGUUGCAGGCUACUCUUCAGAGAAGAAUGAAAUUUUAGAGCUGCUGUUGCCUUUGAAAUUGUAUGCAAAAGGGAACCAGGGCCUCUGUCCAGAGCGGGACUUUAAAGUGCAGCAUGGCGGAUUCAGUGAUGAGCCGGUUGAGUGCCUGAGACACAUCUUCGGUAAACGAUGUGUGGUGACUAGCGGGCGCCACAAUUCCAAACUCCAGGUUUGGGACAUUGGAGAAGAUAAUAGUGAUAUUAUCAAGAGGACAGGAGUUAUAAACUGCAGUCACACAUCAGCCACGGGCAGAAAACUUGCUUCUGGUUUCACCGAGGAUCCUUCUGUUCUUCACGGCUCCACAAUACGUGACGUUCAGCAGGCUGAUGUAGCCUCAGGGAAAAUGCUGUAUGCAGUAGAAACAGAUUCACUGGAUGUAGUGAGUGGUCUGCAGUUUGUGAAUGCCAAUACAUUUGCCAUUUGCGCAACUAAUGGCACUCUGUAUAUGGGAGACUCAAGAGAUCCAAAGAUCAAUCAUUAUGCUCUCUCAGAGAGUACGACUGGCUCACAUUGGGCUUUUGGAUUGAGGACAGUUGGGCCACAGUGUGACCCUGCCUUGUGCACUGUAGCAAGGCUUUCCUCCUCUGGUCAGGUAAUUGUGUCUGAUCUCCGAAAUCCGAGCACUCCAAUCGGACAAGCUCAGCUUAAUCUGCAGCCAGAUGAUCCCAGCAGCGAGUUUCUGACGGUCACAUGGGCUCCUGCUCUGGAUAACCAUCUCGCUGUUUCAGGAUUUGACGGAUCAGUGCACAUCUUUGACACAAGAAGCUGGAGCACUGAGUCACAGAUGCCUCAGCCCAUUUUUGUGCAUCGGGGUCACGACUUAUGUGAAGAAAAGGCUGAUGCCACUCUUGUGGUCACUACUCAUGUUUGGCAUCUAUGGCGACCAAGAACCUUGCUCUCUGCAGCUUCAGAUGGAUCUAUUCAUGUUUGGGACUGGGUAGAUAAAGAUAAUGAGAGCAUAGAAAAAUGACAAAAGAUAAUCUGAUUCCUUUUUUUUUUAUUUAAAGGCCAGGGAUUUUUCAAAUUAUAGUUGAAACCUGUUUAACUAAAAUAUUUCUGUAGUUAUUUUUUAUUGUUAAAGAGAACUAGAAAAAUGUAUUUAACAUAUCAUUGGCAAUGAUGAAUA
Molecule: messenger RNA, 1662 nt
Organism: Pangasianodon hypophthalmus (striped catfish)
Lineage: Eukaryota; Metazoa; Chordata; Actinopteri; Siluriformes; Pangasiidae
Gene: wdr73
Product: WD repeat domain 73
Exons: 8
Coding region: 370-1506 (378 amino acids)
Biological process (GO): cytoplasmic microtubule organization
Cellular component (GO): spindle pole; cytosol
Molecular function (GO): protein binding
Source: RefSeq, a predicted model, not a curated record